UAUAUAUAUAAUCACUAACACGGGAAGAAUAUAGAGUACAGGUGAUUAAGAAAGCAGAUUAAAGUCAGUCCGAGGUUCUUGCACACAAGAUAUAGAAAACACCCAAGUCUUACUCUGGUUUCAGGAAUUUAGAGAGCAAGCAUGGGAAGUGCAAACAUAGCAAUGCUUGGAAUUGUUCAUGAACAACUCACAGAAGAUAACUAUGAAUACUGGAAAGUAUGCUUGGAAAGGUAUUUGAUCAGUCAAGGGUUGUGGGAUGUUGUAACUGGGAAGAAACCUCAACCAGCGAAAGAUGCAGAUGGUUAUGAGGACUGGACAAGAAAAAAUGCAUUGGCUUUGCAUGCCAUUCAACUGUCAUGCGGACCAGAAAUAUAUAAAAAGUUCAGGAAAACUACUUCUGCGAAAGAUGCUUGGGAACACCUGGCUCCAUCCCAAUUGAGACGACCAGAUGAUCAUGAAGACUCGGUUGAAGAGAACGAUAAGUUUCAUCAUCUUAGUUAUCGGACCUUGUACAACACAAUUGAAAAUGGUGAUUGGGAAGAAACAAAAAGAUUACUUGAUAUGGGAGGCAACUCUGUCAGUGCGCGGAUUACAUCCAAAGGGGAUACAGCUCUUCAUGUUGCGAUUAUGGCUGGACAUUUAGGGAUUGCAGAGAAGUUGGUUAUAUUAAUGUCAGCAGAUGACUUGGAAAUCACAAAUGAAUUCGGAAGCACAGCCCUCUCUCUUGCUGCCAUCAGUGGAUGCACAAAAUUAGCCAAAGCAAUGGUGGACAAGAAUCCCAAGUUGGUUACAGUUUCAAAUGAUCUACAUAUUGAUGGCGCCAUCCCUGUUAUUGUGGCUUCUCUAUAUAACCGGAAAGAUAUGGUACAUUACCUUUACAAAGUGACACCCAUUGAUGAGCUCAGUCCUGAAAAAGGCCACAAUGGUUCCACGCUGCUGCAUUGCCUGAUCAGUGCUGAAAUUUAUGAUGUUGCUUUGGCGCUACUGGAAGAGUACCCCAAACUGGGCCUUACUGAAGAUCGUUUCGGAAAGUACACCCUCAGAAUAUUGGCUCAAAAGCCAUCUGCAUUCCCAAGUGGCACUAAACUCGUGUUUUGGAGAAGAUGGAUGUACUCAUCAAUGGGCUUGUUCAGGGAACUUGUUUCAUGCCUCUUGAAAAGCUUUGUCCCAGAUGUAUAUCAUACAAAGUUGGUACAUGGCGAAGCCCUUAAAAUCCUCAGUUGCAUUUGUAAGGAGAUACCAAAAUUGAGUGAGUCACAACUUAGUGAUAUUGGAAUAGAUGAAAUGAUCUAUGAUGCCGUAAAGCAUGGGAUAUUGGAGUUUAUUGUUGAAUUAAUAAAAUGUGAUCCUCCAAUCAUAUGGAGAAAAGACAGUAAAGGUAGAACGAUUUUUGCACAUUCGAUUGUCUUGCGGCAAGAAAAGAUCUUUAGCCUCAUACAUGGAUUUGGAACGAGGAAGAACAUUAUGGCUCACCGACAUGAUAUAUUUGGUAACAACUUUUUGCAUCUAGCUGCCAAGUUGUCUCCUCCUGGUCAGCUUGGACGCAUCUCUGGGCCAGCUCUACAAAUGCAAAGGGAACUUCAAUGGUUUAAGGAGGUCGAGAAUAUGGUGCAACCCAAGUGCAAAGAAGAAGUCAAUGAAAACAACAAAAUACCUGCAACUCUAUUUACUGAGGAGCACAAAGAGUUGGCAAAAGAGGGAGAGAGGUGGGUGAAGAAUAUUGCGGCAUCAGGCAUGGUUGUCGGCACCCUCAUCGCUGCUGUUAUGUUUACAACGGCUUUUACCAUUCCUGGAGGUAGUGACAACACGACAGGCCUGCCCGUAUUUCUGAAGUAUGAUGAAUUCUUGCUUUUUGUCAUGUGCAAUGCAUUCUCGAUGUUUUCGUCCUCCACCGCAGUGUUGAUGUUCUUAGGAAUUCUCACAGCCCGCUUUGCAGAAGAGGAUUUCUUUCGGUCUUUGCCAAUUAAAGUGAUCAUUGGUCUUUUAUGCCUUUUCUUGGCCAUCGUAACCAUGAUGGUCGCCUUCGGAUCUGCUAUAUUUAUGACCCUCAAUAACCGUUUAUCUUGGGUUGACAUUCCGGUUAUCCUUCUUGCGUGCAUACCCGUAACACUUUUCUGUGUAUCGCAGUUUCCCCUUCUCAUUCGUAUAAUCCAUUGCACAUUUGUUUCGACCAUCUCGGGCAAACCCGAGAAACAUCCCCUUGGACUUCGAUGAAGUUGUUUGUAUGUGAUGUUUCUCUAGUCUUGUUGCCGAAUUUAACUAUCUAUGGAUGAACUUGUCAGAGGUAGUUGAAAUAACCAUUGUGGUUCUCUGGAGAAUAUACUUGUAACUCCACUGUAGGAUAAGGCUUUGGUGUUCUUAUUAAAUGAAAUUCUUCUUCCAUCAAAGUUUUGUCUUUUGAAAUUUUUGUAGGCACAA
Molecule: messenger RNA, 2418 nt
Organism: Rhododendron vialii
Lineage: Eukaryota; Viridiplantae; Streptophyta; Magnoliopsida; Ericales; Ericaceae
Exons: 7
Coding region: 142-2214 (690 amino acids)
Molecular function (GO): protein binding
Source: RefSeq, a predicted model, not a curated record